AUGAGAGGAGGGGAGCCUACUAGCCAGGAUGCGAAAGCCCUCAUCAUCCCGAACGAAAAAGACAAUUGGACAUAUGACAAGGGGGUUCGCCAGCCGUCGAGCAUGAUUGGAGCUCUUAUUAGGCAGUACUGGCCGGGCUUUUACACUCCGGUCCCCGGCGGCGAGAAGAAGCUAGCCGAGACUUGGGCGGACUAUGAGGCAGCUCCUUGCCCGGGCUUUGGGACAGCUUCUGACGCCGUGUACACCAAGUUUUGGACCCAUUAUAAGGUGCCUGAUGAUAUGGUUGAGCAAGGGAGGGCGGUACUGACUAGGGCUUGUCAGAGGUUGACAAGGCAACAGUGGUACAAUCAGAAGCAUACCUGCAUCGGGCACUUCAAGGCUGAGCAGGGCACGAGCGUCAAGAAAGCUGACAAUAUCAGGGACGAUCCUCAGCUGACAAAGGAAGAUUACUUGAAGGUUAUGCCCCUAUGGUGCGAGAAUAAGGAAGACGCAUUUGAGGCCUUGGUAGCGAGGUGGGUUGGCGAAGACGCCGACUUCAACGCCAAGAGCGCGCGCAACAAGGCAAACCGGGGCACUCGGAGGAACACACAGUGCGGGAAGCCGCCUGCACCGAGCGCUACAGGAAGCACAAGGAGGCGGAACUCGGGGAGCCUCUCACCGAGGUGGGAGGGUGGCAGAAGAUGA
This is a messenger RNA of Lolium perenne, 684 nucleotides long. The record is from RefSeq and is a predicted model, not a curated record. Lineage: Eukaryota; Viridiplantae; Streptophyta; Magnoliopsida; Poales; Poaceae.